CUCAACUCUCCUACUCAUAAAAGAAGCAGGAGCCGGUCGGGAUGCUCGCAGAUCCUGGGGCACGCGGAGAGCGGACUACAGGGGAGCUGCUGCUGCUGCUGCUGCUGCGCUGCGUUCCAGUCCCUCAGCCCGCGGCCACGAGACCGAGCUGCUCCUCCAGCAUCAAACACCGACAGGAGGAAAAGCCGACGAACAGCCCGGAGCAGGUGGCACUGAUCCGUCGGGACCAUGGCCCUCUCCUGGACUCUGCUCCUGGCCUUCCUCUUCGCCGCCCUGGUUCUGGCUCGCAGCGCCGAGCCCGGCUCCCCUCGGGGCAAACGGAGACUGGCUCAGACCUCAGCAGGUGGCAGCAACACCCUCCAGUACCCCCCCCACGGGCCACAGGGCCACGCCUACAGCAGGGCCCGCGGGAGGCACGAGGCCCAGGGCGCCAAAGGGGCCCGGCCCCUCCUCCACAGGUCGCUGCACCCCCUGGCCCGGCCCGAGGAUGACGGCACCGGCCUGGAGGGCAUGAGUCCGGUGAGACUGGAGAUGGGCCCGGGCCGGGAAAGAGACAGGGCCCGGAUGGGCGCGAAGAGUCCGUCGCAGAACCACCUCCUGGGGACGGGAAAGGGGAGGGGCCACGGGCACCACUCUGAGCCCCGGAGACAAGGGGGUCGACACAAGAGCCGACACGCGAAAGCGUUCCCUCUGGAGCCUGAGCUCAGCUCCGCUCUGAAGGACAGAGAUCUGCUGGAGGAUCCUCCCUUCUCCUUCUCCUCCGCUGCCUCCCCUUCUCACAGCGUGACACCGCCCAGUGAACCCACCUCCCCCAUGUUUGGCUCCGGCUCCUCAAUGGUUGCCACGGUGAUGAACGAGCAUCCCCCAACACUGCCCCCGGCCUCCACCAAACCCCAGCGCUCCGGCCGUGGAAAAGCGCAGGGCGAGGUGAUGCCGACGCUGGACAUGACGCUCUUUGACUGGACAGACUACGAGGACAUGAAACCCGUGGACACCUGGCCGUCAUCCAGGAAGAAAGACAAGCGGCGCAGUAAGAACCUGAGCAGCGGGAACGCGAGCGCCGACGCCGACGCCGUGGAGCCGUGCGACCACCACCUGGACUGUCUCUCCGGCUCUUGCUGUGACCUGAGGCUCCACGAGUGUAAACUCUACAACCGAGGCCUGAACAACAAAUGCUACGACGACUGCAUGUGUGAGGAAGGUUUCCGCUGUUACGCCAAAUUCCACCGGAAGCGGCGCGUGACCAGGAGGAAGGGGCGCUGCGUGGUGCCAGAGUCGGUGAGCAGCGACCACGGCGGCUUUAUCACUAUAUGAAGACGAGGCGGAACCGGAACCGGGAGACGUUAGACAGGACGCUCGCUGAAGCCGCCGCUUAAAGGUGACGGCUGUUCAGAUCCAUUCCUGCUGUGAAACGAUCCCACGAAGCCACUCAGUUGUCACCUUUAAGCGCUUCAUCUGAGCUUGUUUGGGAGGUUUGUUAUUGUUCCAUCCGACCAGGCUCAGAAAUGAAGAGAUUUGGUUUUGAUUGAUCUAAAAGCGUCUCAGCAUCGCUCGUACGUCUGAUCGUCUCCAUCUCGUUGACCACACGCAAAUAUUGUUUACAAAUCAUUUUUAGCAUUUAGCGUAAAGUCUCCAGCGCCGGAGAGGAACCUCCACCACCUAAAAGUCAUUUGUAAAUGCUGUUUGAAUGCGUCUGCUGCCGUGUUGUAAAUAUAAAUGUGUUGGAACAGCUUUUUUUUACAGGCCGCAUCACUCGAUGUUCUUGGUAGUUUGAUAAAAGGCCAUUGUUUGACAUCCACAUAUGUUUUAUUUAUGCUGUAAUUAAGCAAAUUGUGUUCCCCUGCUUCCUUUGUUUUCAUGAUUAAAGACUUACUAGGAUAAACCA
Messenger RNA from Betta splendens (Siamese fighting fish), 1885 nucleotides. It is a transcript of the gene draxina, whose product is annotated as dorsal inhibitory axon guidance protein a. The transcript has 7 exons. Lineage: Eukaryota; Metazoa; Chordata; Actinopteri; Anabantiformes; Osphronemidae. The coding region runs from base 229 to 1314 and encodes 361 amino acids. Gene Ontology annotation, cellular component: extracellular region. Gene Ontology annotation, biological process: axon guidance; Wnt signaling pathway. The record is from RefSeq and is a predicted model, not a curated record.